Messenger RNA from Amphiprion ocellaris (clown anemonefish), 3421 nucleotides. RefSeq lists its product as uncharacterized. Lineage: Eukaryota; Metazoa; Chordata; Actinopteri; Pomacentridae. The transcript is spliced from 3 exons. The record is from RefSeq and is a predicted model, not a curated record. Bases 936 to 1952 code for a protein of 338 amino acids.
AAAUGCACAAAAGUAAUGUACAAGCAUGAGUUUAUGUAAAAAGACAUGUAAAACGAACUUUUGAAGGUUUUUGGUCUUAAGCGCAUGAACUGUGUGUCAAGCUAAGUAAGAGUGUUCUCGUGUGGACCUAUUCCAGUGCAAAUGAUGUAGUUGAGCUAAGACAGAGGAGUAUGUAUCGUCACACGUGGUACAUUAGCUAAAGCUGUAAGUGAUUUAAAUGUGGAAAUGAGUUACAGGUACAAUGGUUAUUAAUAAGUUACAGUAAUGGUAAAAACAAGAUCCAUACAGUUCAUAAAAGUAAUUCAUAGGUGAUUAAGCUGCAGUUAAAACAUGGUAAAGGCAGUGGUUAAAAGACAAUAAAAGGUUUUCUGAGUUCAUAAAGAUAUCUUUGUAAAAUGUAAAAUUGUACAACUUGUGCCAGUCAUAUGUGAUUCUGAAAUAUUGUGUUUACAGUACUAGUAUUUGUUCAGUAGUACUUGUAAAUGUAAUGUAGAAGAAGUCUAGUCAAUACGGUGAUCUGAGUAACGUAACUGCACCAAGCUCCUGUAGUCAUGUUAAUUUUGCAUCUUUUUGCAGUUCCUGCAAAAUAAAUGUGUUGCACCAAGGAAGAGUUGGCCCAUCUUUCUCAGCCGUGUAACACCACAAUCUCCAUUUCUUCCAUGUACAGGUUAGCUACAAUGGGGGAUACAGGGGGGGACUUCGCUUUUUACCUGCAUUCCCACUGGAGAUGCAAUACAGACAGUAAAGAGAAAACUGCUGCUUGACAACUCUCUGUCUGAGAGGACCAACCUCUCCCCCGAACAGGUGUGUGACCUCCUUAACCUUUGCCUCAGCACCACUUAUUUCCAGUACAACAACGGUUUCUACAGGCAAAAACACGGCUGUGCCAUGGGAUCCCCUGUAUCCCCCAUUGUAGCUAACCUGUACUGGAAGAAAUGGAGAUUGUGGCACUGAGAACAUUCAGUGGCCACUCCCCGAGGCACUGGUUCAGAUAUGUGGAUGACACAUGGGUCACCAUCAGGAAGGGUGAGGUCGAACCUUUCACAGAACACCUCAACUCGGUGGAUAAAAACAUCAAGUUCACAAGAGAGGAUGUCCAAGACAACUGUCUGGCAUUUCUAGAUUGCGUGGUACGCAUUGAAACCAAUGGGGAACUCAACAUUGGGGUCUACAGAAAACCCACUCACACAGACCAGUACCUCCUGUUUGAUUCACACCACCCACUAGAACACAAGUUGGGGGUGAUCCGUACCUUAAAGCACAGAGCACAGAACAUCCCAUCAGAAGCGGAUGGAAAAAGAAGGGAACACAAACAUAUUCACUCUGCUCUUCAAACUUGUGGCUAUCCAAACUGGGCUUUUAUCAAAACAGCAAAAAAGCGCAGGGAGGAUAAGAAAGACGAGGACCACAAAAAGAGAAACAACAUUGUCAUCCCCUAUGUGGCAGGAAUUUCAGAGAAACUCAGGAGGAUCUUUAACACCCACCAGAUCCCAGUACACUUCAAGCCCAGCAACACUCUGAGGCAAAAGCUGGUCCAUCCCAAGGACAAAAUUCCAAGGGAGAAACAGAGCAAUGUGGUGUACGCAGUGCAGUGCAAUGAGGAAUGCUCUGACCUGUACAUUGGAGAGACUAAGCAGCCAUUACACAAGCGCAUGGCACAACACAGGAGGGCCACGACCACAGGCCAGGACUCAGCAGUCCACCUCCACCUCAAGGAGAAGGGGCACUCCUUUGAUGACCACAAGGUGCGCAUUCUAGCCAGAGAGGACAGAUGGUCUGAGAGAGGGGUAAAAGAAGCCAUUCAUGUCAAACUAGAAAGGCCAUCUUUGAACAGAGGAGGGGGCCUGAGACACCACUUGUCUCCCACUUACAAUGCCAUUCUUAGAGCCCUCCCAAGGAGGUGCAGCCAUCUGUCCCACCUGCAGUCAGGUGACCCCCAACCACCCUCCUAGAGGGCUGGGAGGGGUAACGACCGCCCAUCAAAGGCUAACAACUCCUAACGAGUCUAUUGGUUUCGGGUCUUUGUCCACUUGUUUUUGCCACCACCCUCCUGGUGGAUAAAUAUCUGGUACUCCCCACCAGGCUUUCAGAACUGAAGAAGCCUCUUGGAUGAGAGGUGAAACGUUUUCGACUCACACGAGGUUAGUCCAGUUGCCAUAACUUAUGCUUGCUUGAGUCUUUGACAUCCUUUUGGCAUUUAAUUCUGUAUUCAUUCGUAUCAGGUCGGGAUUAUUUCUGGUGAGAAUUUCCAAAGAAGUUUCUUAGAGUGGACAUAUUGCCGUCAUGAAAUUGAAAAACUGCUUGGAGAUGACCAUUUCUCAUGUCCUGCCUGUGGAGAUGAUAUGGUUGCACUGAGCCUUGAUGGCAACAGAAAACUGUAUGGCUUCUGUAUGGUAAAGGGACUGAUGAAUGUCCAUACUUUCAUGGGACCUUCAUCGCCAAAGACACAGAUGUAGAGGAAUUUGUGAAAACAGUUCAAGAGAAAAUAAAAUCUGGAUCUGCACGCCCAUCCUAUGGCAAGUCAAACUUCAAAGCAGCCAGGGAGGUUGCUAGAAAGUCAGAGCCCAGACUGAAUGAAGAGGGCAUGAUGGCAUCAGUCUGCAGACACUGCAUUCUAUUUUUGUGGUAAGUUUUAUUCUUAAAUUGUUAUUUAUUUAUUAUUGUACAUUGUUGUAAUUAUUGUAUUAUUUACAAACAGGGUUAAAAUAGUCUUUGGAAAUGUCCAUAACACUCAUGAUUAAUAGGUAAAGUGCUUUUUGUCAUAGUAAUUAGUAAAUUUGGUAUAUUUAAGAAUAUUAAUAUAGUAAUGAAAUUAAUCCUUUAUUCAGAGAAAGCUUUCUGUGUUUUGGAUGCAGGCCUUCACAUGUUUAGCAGGGAAAUCUUUGCCUACCCUCUCUACCUACAGCAAGCUCUUGGGAAAGAACACAAGGUUGAGUUUGUCUGCACUGACGUCAUGUGUAAAUACUAUCCAUAUGUACAGAGGGUAGUGGAGACCUUUCCACAGCUGCAGUAUGUCCUGCAAAUGUGCCCGUUUUUGUCAGUGACGCAUGCAAAAGGUCACUCAACAAGAUGUGAGGUAAAGAAAUAGAAUGUUUCAGAUGUUUUUUGAUAAUGGAUCAAUCAAUCAAUCUUUAUUGGUCAUUGCACAUUUUCAUAUACAACGAAAUUUCAUUUGAGCUGCCCUGCCAAUGACAGCUCCGGCUGCUGCGCAGUGCUGCACGCACCUUUCUUGAAGAAAAAAAGAAAAAGGACAUGUUGGGAUCUGGGUAGGGAUUGCAAAGGGUAAAAGAAAAAAAAAGGCUCGUUGUACCAAAUGAAACCUCCAAUGUUAGGAAAUUCAAUUUGAGAAGGAACCUAAGAAAAAAACAAACCCGCAAACAGGCAAAGCAUGACGUUAGACAAGGAUAGUUGGGAUAAGGAU